Messenger RNA from Glycine soja, 1332 nucleotides. RefSeq names its product annexin D5. Gene Ontology annotation, cellular component: cytoplasm. Lineage: Eukaryota; Viridiplantae; Streptophyta; Magnoliopsida; Fabales; Fabaceae. The transcript has 5 exons. The record is from RefSeq and is a predicted model, not a curated record. Bases 129 to 1076 code for a protein of 315 amino acids. Gene Ontology annotation, molecular function: calcium ion binding; calcium-dependent phospholipid binding.
CAAUUGAAUUAGUAUUGAUUAACGUUACAUCUAACGGGUAUUACGAAGUCAACCGAUCUAAAAAACUAAAACUCGGAUCCCCUUUAUGUUGUUUAUUUUGAUUUGGAGUGGUUCCAUCGGGAGUUUGGAUGGCCACCUUGAAUGUUCCCCCUCUUCCUCCUUCACCGAGAGACGAUGCCAUACAACUUUACGCUGCUUUCAAAGGAUUUGGAUGCGAUACUAGCGUUGUGAUCAAUAUACUUGCUCAUCGAGAUGCUACCCAGCGUGCCUACAUCCAACAAGAAUACAAAGCAAUGUAUUCUGGGGAUCUUCUCAAACGCUUAUCUUCAGAGCUUUCUGGCAAGUUGGAGACUGCACUACUGCUUUGGAUGCACGACCCUGCCGGACGUGAUGCAAUCAUCCUUAGGCAGUCUCUAACCCUGCCCAAAAAUCUUGAAGCUGCCACUCAACUUAUAUGUUCUCGAACUCCAUCCCAGCUUCAUUAUUUAAGACAGAUUUAUCAUUCUAAAUUUGGUGUUUAUCUUGAGCAUGACAUUGAAACAAACACCUCCGGGGAUCAUAAAAAGAUUUUGCUUGCAUAUGUAACCACACCACGUCAUGAAGGCCCUGAGGUAAAUAGAGAGAUGGCUGAGAAGGAUGCAAAGGUUCUCUACAAAGCAGGGGAGAAGAGACUGGGAACCGAUGAGAAGACUUUUGUGCAAAUAUUCAGUGAACGGAGUGCGGCUCAUUUGGCUGCUAUAACUUCUUAUUACCAUAGCAUGUAUGGACACUCGUUGAAAAAGGCAGUAAAGAAGGAAACAUCAGGAAAUUUUGCUCUUGCACUUCUGACAAUAGUUCAAUGUGCUGAGAAUCCUGCAAAGUAUUUUGCCAAGGUCUUACGCAAGGCAAUGAAAGGUUUGGGGACUGAUGACACAAAACUUAUAAGGGUGAUAGUAACAAGGGCUGAGAUUGAUUUACAGUAUAUCAAAGCUGAAUAUUUAAAGAAAUACAAAAAGACGCUUAACGAUGCAGUUCACUCAGAAACAUCCGGCCACUACAGGGCUUUUCUUCUCUCACUCUUAGGUCCCAACCAGUAGUAAAAAAUGUUCAACGAUGUUUUGUGUGGAAUGAAUUCAGCGUAUGAUGUUUGAAUAUAUGAGCAGUACCAAUAUUUUCUGUAUUGAUAUUGUAAAUUAGGUAGUGCGUGGUGCUUUUUAUGUAAUAUGUACACACAAUUUGGUUUCAGCAUGCAUUUGCUUGUCAUCAGAGUUGAGAAUGUGUAUGAUUUUUGCAAGUUUCAUAAAAACUUGGAAUGACGAUGAAUAUAAUAUCAAUGAAACUCCUUUUAUAAUA